CCCGUCGUCACAACGCGUUUGGCCGUGUGCAGGACGAGGAGGACGCAGCCGGGGCGCGCUCGAUAUCGUAUUAUUAUUAUAUCGCAUUUUGUAUAAAAUACGUUCGACGACGGUUUUUCACACACACGCGCGCGCGCCACAAAGCGUUUAUAUAGAUCCUUUGCGCGACCGGUCGCACCCUCAGUCGUCCCUUGUACGCGGCUUGGCACAUAGGUUUACCCACACGCCGCAGCUGAACUUUGGCAUUUUCGAGAGACUUGGACAGAGAUAGAGAGCGAGCGAGUGACGGACAUCACACGGCGCAUCACGAUAAUCUCUCCCUGAUCGACGGCGUUCCGGCGUAGAAGACCGAUAACAUUGUACGUGGUCACGUCAACUCAUACUGUGCGCGGAGUAGGUUAUGACCGAAAAACAAAUGGUGAAAGACGCGGAAAAACAGGCGCCCACGCCUCAAAACCAGAGCCUCAACGGAAGACUGUUGUUCGCCAUCAUAGCUUCGGCUUUCGGUUCGGCAUUCCAACAUGGGUACAACACAGGCGUGGUGAAUGCUCCCCAAGCGCUGAUCGAAAAAUGGAUUAGCGGUGUGAUAUCCGGCAGAAACGACGGCAAGCCAACGGACCAAACACAAGUGACAUUGAUAUGGGCCAUUGCGGUGUCGAUAUUCUGUGUCGGCGGUAUGGUCGGCGGUCUGAGUACAGGCUUCGUGGCCGAGAAGUUUGGUCGCAAGGGCGGUUUGCUAGUGGCCAACGCACUGGUCAUCCUGUCGGCUGCACUCCAAGGCGUUUCAAAGAUGUACUCAUCGUACGAACUAAUCAUCAUCGGACGUUUUAUCAUCGGUAUCAACUCCGGACUUAACGCUGGUCUGACCCCAAUGUACUUGGCCGAGAUCUCUCCCAUGAAUUUACGUGGAUCCGUCGGAACCGUUUACCAACUGGUCGUUACCAUUUCGAUUUUGAUUUCCCAAAUAUUGGGUUUGGACUACAUUUUGGGUACAGCUGAUCUUUGGCCAAUACUGUUGGCCUUAAUCAUCGCGCCAGCCAUAUUCAUGUUCGCCACAUUGCCUUUCUGCCCCGAAUCACCAAAGUACACGCUGAUCAACAAGAAGAAAGACAUCGAAGCCGAGAGAGGACUGCAGUGGCUGAGAGGAACGAUCGAAGUGCACGACGAGAUGGAUGAAAUGAGAGCCGAAAACGAGGCGAUGAAGGUCAUCCCAAGAGUAACUCUUCGUGAGAUGUUGUCGAACCCGAUGUUGAAAACUCCACUAGGAAUAUCUGUGAUGAUCAUGUUGUGCCAACAGUUGUCCGGUAUCAACGCCGUCAUGUUCUUCUCCACGAAAAUCUUCAAUAUGGCUGGGAUGAGCAAUGAUGGAGCCAAAUACGCCACGCUCGGCAUGGGAACACUCAACGUGAUAAUGACGCUGAUCUCUCUAUUUUUGGUUGAACUCACUGGACGAAAGACUCUGUUAAUGAUUGGAUUCUCUUCCAUGUUCGUCGUCACCGUUAUGCUUACUAUCGCUCUGAUGUUUGUGAAUGUCAGUUCCAUUGUGUCCGGUUUGGCCGUGGUACUCGUCAUGGCCUUCGUCAUCGCGUUCGCCGUCGGUCCAGGAUCCAUCCCGUGGUUCUUGGUCUCCGAAUUGUUCAACUCGUCUGCCCGACCAUUGGCCACCAGCAUAGCCGUCGGAGUCAACUGGACGGCCAAUUUCGUCGUCGGUCUGGGUUUCCUACCUCUGCAGGAAAUGUUGCAGUCAAACGUGUUCCUCAUAUUCGUCGUGUUGCUCGCGCUGUUCGUGUUGUACGUGUACAAAAAAGUUCCAGAAACCAAGAACAAGACUUUGGAAGAGAUUCAAAUGGGUUUCAGACAGGAAUCGUACAAAUAAUCAGGCGCGUCCUGUGUUACAUAGUAGUAAUAAUAAUAAUACUAUGACACCACCGAGAAAAAGAUUCCUCAGCCAGAAGCUAUAUAAUAUAAUACAAAUACAUAUAUUAUAUAUAUAUAUUAUACGAGUACCUUUUUCAUUACAAUAUAAAAAAAUAUUUAUGUGGUAAAAAAAAAAAAAUUUAAAUCAUCAUAUUAUACAGUUGUAAUUAGUUAAAUUCAACCCCCUCCCCUCUGCCCUAUAUAUUAUUAUGUUAAUGAUUGUACGUGUUGCAUGUUGCACCCCGAAAACACAUUACCCGCAUGAAAUAAUAGAUUCUAUAUUUUAUACCGCGUCCGUUUUUCCUGCGCCGCCCACAGUUUUAUAGUGGUCAUCAACCGAAUUCGAUAAGUGAGAAAUCUUCCAUUUCAGUAACCACCUGUUUUUUCAUCCAGAUAACAUUUUAUUUUAUUCUCGAAGAUAGUAUAUUAUGCAUAUUAUUAUGGUUUUAUUUUAUUUUUUUUUUUUUAUGUUCUCUGUUAGAAUCAUAAACAUUUUUUGCCAAUAGUUUUAAUACUCGUAAAAUUGAAUUAUUUUUUCACGGGUAAAGAUUAUAAUAAUAUUUUAAUUUAUUUUAUUAUAUUUUUUUUUUUUUUGUGUAUUUUUUAUGAAAUAAAAGUGUAAUUAAUUUUA
Messenger RNA from Metopolophium dirhodum (rose-grain aphid), 2548 nucleotides. Its product is annotated as solute carrier family 2, facilitated glucose transporter member 1-like. Gene Ontology annotation, molecular function: hexose transmembrane transporter activity. The transcript is spliced from 9 exons. Gene Ontology annotation, biological process: monosaccharide transmembrane transport. Lineage: Eukaryota; Metazoa; Arthropoda; Insecta; Hemiptera; Aphididae. Gene Ontology annotation, cellular component: membrane. Bases 401 to 1876 code for a protein of 491 amino acids. The record is from RefSeq and is a predicted model, not a curated record.